Coffea eugenioides is the source of this 2268-nucleotide messenger RNA. Its product is annotated as F-box/kelch-repeat protein At3g23880-like. NCBI's taxonomy places the organism in Eukaryota, Viridiplantae, Streptophyta, Magnoliopsida, Gentianales, Rubiaceae. Gene Ontology annotation, molecular function: protein binding. The record is from RefSeq and is a predicted model, not a curated record. The transcript is spliced from 2 exons. Bases 107 to 1336 code for a protein of 409 amino acids.
GCCACAUAACUGAGACAACUUCUCAGAACUUGACACUCAGCAAAGAAAGAACCCCUCUCUGGAGCUCUCUCUUCAGAUCUCUCAUUCCUCUAGAACCCCUUCAAAAAUGCGAGAAAGAACCCGAGAAAAGAAAAUCAAAACCAGCCCCGAACCCCAAUUCCAGCCAAUUAUCAGCAGUAUUCCUGAUGAUAUUUUGCUUCAAAUAUUCACAAGGCUUCCGGUCAGAUCCCUGGGGAGGCUCAGCUGCGUUUCGAAAUCUUGGCAUUCCUUGAUCUUCAGCCCCAAUCUCGUCAAAUCCCAUUACAAAAGAUGCACGGAAGACAAGGAAAACGAGCAUCAUAGGAUCAUGUUCUUUAAGGUUGAGCUGGAACAUGAUGAAAGGCUCGGGUACGGGUUCGAGCUCGGGGUCAACUUUAGGCUCAGGCAGUUUGGGUGUUCCCUUCAUAGUGCUUUUUCCUGUGUGUUACCCAAGAAAAUUGAGGUAACCAACGACUUUAUUAUUAGUAUUCCUGUUGAAAAAUUCAGGUAUUAUAUAAACAAGACUUGGGGUUCUUGUCGUGGGUUGGUUUUGAUCAUGGUUGAGGGAGAAAGUAUGUUGUUGUGGAAUCCUGCUACAAGAAACUAUAGAGAGUUGCCUGAUUCUGGGAUUAAAAAGGAGCAUAAGUUACCCGGCUCUUCUCGCUUGUCAUGUGGGAUUGGUUAUGAUGAGUCUAAUGAUGAUUUUAAGGUUCUUGUACUUUCCUCAGUUGGUGGUAUGCGGAAUGAGACUCUGGCUAAGGUUUAUAGCUGGAAGACGGAUUCUUGGAAGAAGAUUGAAGAUCUUAAGUACUCUUUGAUUGAGCUAGGCGGCUGUUAUUGUCUGAAUGGGAUUUUCCACUUUAUUGCAUAUGAUCCUCAAAGUCGUGGUAUUUGGAAUAUAGCUUCUGAGCGGAAAAUUGUAGGUCUUGAUUUGGCGAAUGACAUUUUUAAAGAGAUAGAACUCCCUGAAGAGGUGAUUACCAAUUGUACGUGGAAAAUAGGAACAUUAAGAGGAUGCCUCUCUUUGUUCCUUUAUUCUGGAGGCAAUCAGGUGGAUGUAUGGCUCAUGAAGGAGUAUGGAGUAAGAGAAUCUUGGUCUAAAGUGGUUGUUGUUCCUUGUUUUCAGUAUCCUGAUGGUAAUGUAUUCAGCAAGCCUUUGAUUUUAUCAGAGAAUGGUCAGCUUCUGUUUGUGACUGGGCCAAGACCAAAGUUGGGAGUUUAUGAUCCAAAUGAGAAUUCACUCCACUAUUCUCAGUUUAUUAACUUGGAAUAUCAUUAUGAAGUAGAUGUGUGUGUUGAAAGCUUAAUUUCUCCGUAAUGCUGUUCAUGGAUUAAAAGGGACUUCAGCCAUAAAGGGAUGUCUUAAAAAUCUCUCUCUUUGAAAGCUGAUCUUGUGCAUUCACACUAAAUAAUCCAACCUUGCUCAUCUGUGAAGUCCACUUUCAUGGUAAUUCCCAUUUGAAUUCUGAGGGGUAAGAUGUUGAAGCUAUCAAUUUAUUGAAGUCCACUUUUAACAUAUGCAAUUCAAUUUAGUAUGAAUGUCUAGGUGCAAGAGUUACUGUAAAUGCAAUUGCUCGUUUAUAUUUUUACCUACUAUACAUGGAGCUCGUGAAUCAAAGCUUAUCAUCCAAACUUGCUCUUUUAAUUCUCUCUGAUCCAAUCUGAUUUGUUCAUAUUGUUCUAUCUUUACUUAUUACUGGUAUGCAUGCUUGUCUCUACCUUCUUGUACUUUUGUUUUCUAAUCUUAUGAUUAGUUUUCCCCUCUCAAAUGCUUUGCUUCUUUUUUUCUUUUCCCCCAUAAUUAGUUAGAAAUUCAUUUCACAGGUUUUGUAACUAACAUCAUCAUUCUUUUUCCAUAAUUUCUUUUUCGUCUCUCAAGAUUUACUCUAUGUUGGGGGUGUUAAACUGCACUAUGACAGCAGUAUUUUGAAAAGAACUUAACAUUUUAAGCCUUGGUUUCACACUUAUAGUUUGUUAAUAAUGGCAUUUUGUUUGAUUGAUUAGAUACGUGCAUGCUUCCAUCCUUGCUAAUUAAUAUAUGUCUAAUUGUUUAAGUAAAAAUAUUUGCAUAUGAUGUGGCUAAUUUUGGUAGAGUAUGUUGAAUCAUGUGUUAAAAGCUUGUGGUUUGCCUUGGGGGAAUUAUAACAUCCUGAUCAUUAAUUAGCUUUACUUUGCUAUUCAUUUUGGUUAUUACUUUUUCUUCGUUGGUUAGCCUAUUUUCUUUCUCUGUGUUAUAAUUUGUACUUUAUU